UUCCAGGCCCCUUUGGUUCUGCAACUUAAAAAAGUGUUUUUUUGGCUUUUUUCCCCCUCUCUGAGAACACCAGGGGAAAGAGGAGUCCUGAAAGAGGGAGGGAAAGAGGGAGGCAGUUGGCCAGGAGGGCCGGGGGGUGGGUGGGGGGACGAGGUCCCUGCGGUCGGUCAGUCUGUCUGCGGGGCGCAGGAACGCGUGGAAGGCUGCUGCAAGCUCCGAGGCGCCGCCUCCGCCGCCCAGAGUCCGGUUCCCUGCGGCCGCCGCCGAGCGAGCUCCUCCCGCCGCCGCUGCUGCCGUGCCCCGACCGCCUGUCGCCCGCCUGCUCGCUCUCCCGCCCCUCCGGCCUCGGCGCCAAAGGAGGAGGUGGGCAACCGCGCCGGCCAUGGACCGCCGGAGCUGAACUGCAGCCGCGGAGCCCUCGCCCCUCCCCAGCCCCACGGCCGCGGUGCCCUCGCGCCUCUUCGCCCUUCGCCCAGGAAAGGCGGGGAAAAGAAGGGGAUUAACCAGGAGAGCGAAGGAGGUGGGGAGGGGGGAGCCAGUGCCUCCCCUGGGGCAGUCGCCCAUCGUCCCCGAACCCACCGGAGGCAGAACGUUCGGGGACGGCUUUUACUCAGUUUGCUUCCCCUUUUCUGCCAGACCCUAAAAUGAAAGGACAAAAGUUGGCGCUGACUCUUGCAGCUCGGAUGGCGACUUGUGCGUUUUCAGCGGCAUCUCCCAGAGAAAAAAACAUGCGCGCCUGAUUGUUCUGUGGCCCCCAAGCUGCAGUGGGUGUGUGUGUUUGGGUGUGUGUCUGUGUGUGUACACAGACGUCCACACACUCACGGCCAAAGGAUCAGCGCCUGGAAGCAGACGUUUCGGCCACAGAUUUGGAGAGGAGGAGCUGGAGAUCAGGAGGCGUGAGCCGCCAGGAGUCUGCAGGAUUCGUGGUGUGAAUGGACUGGGGGCACCUGGGCGCACGGAUCUCCUCCUCCGCCCCCCGCCCGGGGCCAGAGUUGAGUUGUGGGGCAUUUUUUUCACCCUCUUGUGAAGAAUUUUUUUUUUUUUAUUUGUUGUAAAGUCUUUUGCACAAUCACGCCCACAUUUGGGGUUGGAAAGCCCUAAUUACCGCCGUCGCUGAUGGACGUUGGAGAGGGAGCGCCUCGCCGCGGAACAGUCGCCUGCGCGCCCUCGCCGGACCCCCGGCUCCCUUGUUGCGCGCCGGCUCGAGUCUGCCCUGCUGCCGGCAGGCGGGCUUCGGCGCCCCCUCGGUUCCCGGGCGCAUCCCAGCGCUGCUUCGGCUCGGGCACCCCGACUCGGGCGCCAGUGACCGCUUAGACGCCGAUUCCCUGAGCCUAACCGACGCGCCUCGGAGGAGCCCGCAGCUCUGCGCCAGAUCUUCCCCCCGGGCUUAACCCGGCCGCUCCGCUUGGAUUCCUCAGCUGCCCUCGCUUUGGUGGAGACUUCCUCCCCGCGCCCCCUCCCCCUCGCCAUGAAGAAGUCGAUUGGAAUAUUAAGCCCAGGAGUUGCUUUGGGGACGGCUGGAAGGGCAAUGUCUUCCAAGUUCUUCCUAAUGGCUUUGGCCAUAUUUAUCUCCUUCGCCCAGGUUGUAAUAGAAGCCAAUUCUUGGUGGUCCUUAGGUAUGAAUAACCCUGUUCAGAUGUCAGAAGUAUAUAUCAUAGGAGCACAGCCUCUCUGCAGCCAACUGGCAGGACUUUCUCAAGGACAGAAGAAACUAUGCCACUUGUAUCAGGACCACAUGCAGUACAUCGGAGAGGGCGCGAAGACAGGCAUCAAAGAAUGCCAGUAUCAGUUCCGCCACCGGAGGUGGAACUGCAGCACGGUGGAUAACACCUCCGUCUUCGGCAGGGUCAUGCAGAUAGGCAGCCGCGAGACGGCUUUCACGUACGCUGUGAGCGCCGCGGGGGUGGUCAAUGCCAUGAGCCGCGCGUGCCGAGAGGGCGAGCUGUCCACCUGCGGCUGCAGCCGUGCCGCGCGCCCCAAGGACCUGCCCCGGGACUGGCUGUGGGGCGGCUGCGGAGACAACAUCGACUACGGCUACCGCUUCGCCAAGGAGUUCGUGGACGCCCGCGAGCGGGAGCGCAUCCAUGCCAAGGGCUCCUACGAGAGCGCGCGCAUCCUCAUGAACCUGCACAACAACGAGGCCGGCCGCCGGACGGUGUACAACCUGGCCGACGUGGCCUGCAAGUGCCACGGCGUGUCUGGCUCAUGCAGCCUCAAGACAUGCUGGCUGCAGCUGGCCGACUUCCGUAAGGUGGGUGACGCCCUGAAGGAGAAGUAUGACAGCGCGGCGGCCAUGCGGCUCAACAGCCGGGGCAAGCUGGUGCAGGUCAACAGCCGCUUCAACUCGCCCACCACACAGGACCUGGUCUACAUCGACCCCAGCCCCGACUACUGUGUGCGCAAUGAGAGCACCGGCUCGCUGGGCACGCAGGGCCGCCUGUGCAACAAGACGUCUGAGGGCAUGGACGGCUGUGAGCUCAUGUGCUGUGGCCGCGGCUACGAUCAGUUCAAGACCGUGCAGACUGAGCGCUGCCACUGCAAGUUCCACUGGUGCUGCUACGUCAAGUGCAAGAAGUGCACGGAGAUCGUGGACCAGUUCGUGUGCAAGUAGUGGGCGCCCAAGCGCCUGCCUGUCACCCAGCCCCACUCCCAGGACCCACUUAUUUAUAGAAAGUACAGUGAUUCUGUUGUUAUUUUUAAUAUUGUUUUAUCCCCCCCCCCAAGAAUUGCAACCGGAACCAUUUUUUUUUGUUCCCAUCUGAGAACUCUGUGGUUUAUUAUUAAUAUUAUAAAUAUUAUUUGGCAAUAAUGGGGGGUGGGAACCAAGAAAAUAUUUAUUUUGUGGCUCUUUGAAAAGGUAAGACAAGACUUAUUUUGAUGUAUAGGAUGAAGGGGGAAGAUAUAAUACACACCCUGACUUAAUUGUGUGCACAUCUGGAAGCUAAAGGAAAUGCUUUUUUUUUUUUUUGUCCCAACUAUGGGGUUAUAUGUGAUAGGUAGCAUCCAGCUGGAAGAGGGUGGUACAAAAUCUAUGCAUAAUUUAGCUUCUGUGACCAAAAGGAAUUCAAUACUCUGGCAAAAGUUGAAAGGUCUUGAGAAACAGAAUAGUUAGGACCACCCCGCCCCCCACCACCAACCACCACCUUUUUCCCAGGGGCUGCCAGCCUGAAACAUUUUCAAAAUGGUAAUUUAAAAUGUAAGAGGAAGAACCUCAUGUCCCUUCAAGAGAAAAGGUUUAGCAUGUGUCUCACGGUUCUCAAACAUUCCAUCUGCAGAUUGUCCUAGUCUCAUAGCUACUGAAACUUGGGGAGCAGGGAAGGAAGAUCCCCAGUUUUUUAAAAAAAGAAGUCCUUAGGUCAAUGAUUUAAGGCUGUUACAGGAAUCAGGUUAUCCAAUUGGAAAAGAGUCCCCGGUGAUUCCGGGUACUAGACUGUUUGUUUGGAGAAGGGCAGGGGAGGUUGGCUUGCCUGUAAAGGAAAAUAUACUGUAAUUUUCUUAGGGAUACUUGGUUAAUAAAUGAUAACAGUGAAAAUAGUAAAUGAAUUCCAUUCACAGAUCCUCAGGCAGAACUACAAGGUAAUUGCGUGCAGUUCAGCCCUGCCCAGAGCGGAAAACCUAUUUGAGGGGAUAAAGAGAAAUCCACCCUCCCCGCUUGACCCCACGCCCUCUCUGACUCCUCUGUGCCUUGCUGUCCUGUGAUGCUGGCCACAUUUCCAAAUGGCAGCUCCACUGGGUCCCUUUGAUUGUAGGAGAGGAAAUGAAAUGUUAGGAGCGCCACUUGGAAAACGGUUCACUACUUAGGGAUCCCCCCCCAAAAAAACCCCUUUAUUUUGAGGAGCAGUAGGUUUAUAGGUUUUAAUGACAUUACUUGGCGAAUGGACUUGACAGAGGUGUGGCAGUGUUUCCCUGUUAUGAUCCUGUGUUUAGACUCUCCGCUCACGCUUUCCUGUUAUCCUGCAGGUGUACCCUAAAACUGUUCCUACUGUACUUGAACAGUUGCAUUUAGAAGGGGGAGAAAUGUGGUUUAAGGUGCCUGAUAUCUCAGUUUUUUGUACAUAACAUAUAUAUACAUAUAUAUAUAAAUAUAAAUAUAAUUAUAUAUCAGUACAGCCAGUGAUUUAGAUUUACAGUUUACUCGGGGGUUAUUUUUUGGUCUAGAGCCUUGUGGUCCUUCAUUGCCCUUCAAUUGGGACUUUUCCAAGGGGUUUCUGAGUUGAGCUUGGGCUCUGGCUCUGAUGCCAUCACACCCUGAGUGUCACGAAGUAGCCUUGUUUCUGAGGAAUCUGGAAGGUCUUACUGAUAUGCACACGUGGGUUUGAAGAGUUCUUUUAUCGACCCUGCCCCAUCCGCUGUUCUCCAGCCUCCUUCCCUGUACCCUUCUGGACAGGGCAUUACUUGUUCAUCAGAACAUGGGAAUGAAGAGACAGUCAACACUUGAAAGCAUUGUCAGCGUUUCUCUUCCCUUCAUUUUGCAGUGUGGAAACUGGUGCCUAUUAGAUCUGAUAGUACUUAUUUGAGUCCCCAGGGAAAAUCCUGCUCACGACAUAUCUAGCUAGUUUUGUAAUUUUUUUUUUUUUUUUUUUAAACCAGGACACCUCUUUCCACAGAGUGCCAUCAAGUGUGUUCUUUUCUCAGGCUUUGUUGUUUAAAAAGUCUGGGAAGAUACACAUCUCCUGCAACCCUCAUAGGCGUGGUGGCCUUCUUAUCACCUCAGCCACCUGUGGCUCUUAACUUAUUGCACAAGGAUAGUCACUCCCCCCCCCCCCAGCGUCAGUGAAUUGCAAGCAAAAGAUCUUGAAAUUAAGAAGCACUAAUUAGUUUAAAAUGUCACUUUUUUGGUUUUUAUUAUACAAAAACCAUGAAGUAAUUUUUUUAUUUGCUAAACCAGAUUUUGUUCCUUUUUAGUGAUUCAUGUUUAUGAAGAGAGUUGAGUUUAACAAUCCUAGUUUUUAAAAGAAACUAUUUAAUGUAAAAUAUUCUACUUGUCAUUCAGAUAUUAUGUAUAUCUUCUAUGGCCUUUAUUCUGUACUUUUAAUGUACAUAUUUCUGUCUUGCGUGAUUUGUAUAUUUCACUGGUUCAGAAAACAAACAUUGAAAGGCUUAUGCCAAAUGGAAGAUAGAAUAUAAAAUAAAAUGUUACUUGUAUAUUGGUAAGUGGUUUCAAUUGUCCUUCAGAGACUUCAUGUGGAGAUUUUUUUGGAGAAAACAGGAGGGAUAGUUUAGGGGUGACUACAUGUCAGAAUAAUAGUAGAGUGGAGAAUUUUAGCAAAACCAAACUAUUUGGAAGCUUCAAAAGAUUUCUAUAUGUAACGGAACAAAAGGGGAAUUCUCUUUUCCUAUAUAUGUUCCUCAAAAAAAGAAAUCAAGCAGAUGGCUUAAAGCUGGUUAUAGGAUUGCUCACAUUCUUUGAGCAUUAUGCAUGUAACUUAAUUGUUUUAGAGUGUGUUGGUGUUGUAACAUCUCCGAGAAGAACUGAAAAGGCACAUGCUUUUUUAUCCAUGACUAGAAUUGUAGUCCAAAAAAGUGUAUUUGUGUUCACCACUGCGGCUAGUGUGCCCCUCUAUUUGAAGUUACUCGGGACGGCGUGUCUUUUUGCCCCUUGGAAAGUAGUUUUAUGAAAAGCAAGCCUCGAUCUGCAGAGAAUGAAGGAAACUGAAGGUUCGUUGUGUUAAGUGCAAUUAAGACGAGCUCUUGUGCUUCUUGAUAACACAUGGCAAAGUCUGGCCCAAGACCACAGAUUGAUAAUGUUAGCCCUUUGCUUUUUUUCUUUCUGGAUAACCUUGUAACACAUUGAAACCUAUUUAAGGAUGCCAAGAAUUCAUUAUCCCCCCCCCCAAAAAAAAAAAAAAACAGUAGACCAACAUAUAGAGUGUUUAAAAUAGCAUUUCUGGGCAAAUUCAAACGCUUGCGGUUCUAGGACCUACAUCUGUUUCAGUUUUUCUUCAGUUGUAUAUUGACCAGUGUUCUUUAUUGCAAAAACAUAUACUCGAUUUAGGAGUGUCAGCAUUUUUUUUCCUUCUCAUCCUGGAGUGCAUUCAAGAUCUUCCCAAUACAGGAAAAUUAACAAAAAAUUUAUAUAUAGGCAGCAGUGAACAGAGCCAUGUUCAAAAUAGUAAUUAUGGGCUCAAGCAAAAGGAAGACUGUUUUAAGCUUUAGUCCAGUGUAUCUGUUCAGUUCUUCCCACUGCUGACACCCCCACCCCCACCCCAAGACCAGCACUGGCUGUGUUUCCGUAGUCCACGCAAACCCUUUCCUCGACUGAUUUGCCAAUAUGAUUUUCAAUUUGUUUUUGCAAAACAUCAUUCAUGCUACCAGAAUUAUCAAAUAGGACACUGUAGCAGAAAAAGAACAAGUGAGAGACUAGUACUGGCUGACUCCUAGAGAUUAGUAAAAACCAGUUCCCAAAGACCGAGUGAUCCCUAACUGGAAAAGAGACAGCUAGAAAAGGGCCUUAGCCCUUGAAGCAUAUAUAUGAUGCAAAUACGCACCAAGGCACAGGUCUAAGAUACUGCAUUUUCACUGUAAAGUAUACCUUUAAACUAUUUAUUUCUUUUCAAAAAAUAUUUCUUAGUCUCCCCCUCUCCGUGGAAUGGUGAAAAACAGGUGCCAUGCUUUGAAAAGACGAUGAAACAUGCUUUUAACACAGGAAACAUUCAGCAAUGUGGGAAUUAAAACUUAGUAAAGGAAUCUUCUAAUUUACCUGUUCGCACAGACCUUACAUUUAACUCUGAUGAUUGGAUAGUAUUUUAAUGAAACAUCAUUGCAUUAGCCAACUUUUUAAAAAAAGGAUGUGGAAAUGAUUAAAGGUCGGCAUGAUUUUUCUUAAAGAACGAAAAUGUAUCAAUUCUAAUCUAGGAGAUUCAAUUAACCUGCCGUUUCAGUAUUUCAAAGUGAAAAAGGAAUGAGUAAAAUUGCAACUUAGACCAGUUUUACGUGUAGUAUACAAUUUGCUGGGCUAGAAAUGAGAUAAAGAUUAUUUAUUUUUGUUCAUAUCGUGUACUACUUUUCUAUUAAAAUCAUUUUAUGAAA
Molecule: messenger RNA, 7029 nt
Organism: Sus scrofa (pig)
Lineage: Eukaryota; Metazoa; Chordata; Mammalia; Artiodactyla; Suidae
Gene: WNT5A
Product: Wnt family member 5A
Biological process (GO): canonical Wnt signaling pathway; neuron differentiation; multicellular organism development
Cellular component (GO): extracellular region
Molecular function (GO): frizzled binding; cytokine activity
Source: RefSeq, a predicted model, not a curated record